This is a messenger RNA of Linum trigynum, 7608 nucleotides long. NCBI's taxonomy places the organism in Eukaryota, Viridiplantae, Streptophyta, Magnoliopsida, Malpighiales, Linaceae. The record is from the annotation of a GenBank genome assembly.
UUCCGGCUGGGCUACAAAGCUGUGUUCUACACAAAUAAAAGGAACACUUUUUUUUAUAACUUUUAUUUUUAUAACUUCGGGUCGUUUGGAAGUUGUGAUUGUUUUGUUGAGAUUGUCAUUAUGCAUGUAUUGUUUACAAUGCAUCCUUUUUUUAUUUUUUUAGCAGAAAUAAUACAUGGAUAGUUUCUGUGAUGUGACAGAAACUAUCACUCAUUUUGAGUGAUAGUUAUAUCUCAACUUUUAGUUGUGAUUGUUGAGAUUGUUGAGUUGAGAUUGUUUUGUCUCGGCUUUUAGCUGAUGCGACAUACGCAAUCACACAUACCAAACGUUGUAUUCUACAAUGCAUCAAAAUCGACAAUACAUGUAUAAUAUUAUACAUGCAUUCUCAACAAUACAUCUAUUUAACAAUCGCAACUUCCAAGCGACCCCUUCAUCUUUAUUUUAUUAAAUUGUAGCAGUCAUUAUAUCAUCCUCUCCCUAAGUUGGGUUACAAGAAAAAUAGGAGGCCCUCUAUCCCAAACUUCCUCCUCCCAAUCACAUAACGCAUGGCUCAUUUGGUGGGCUGCUUUGUUUCUAUUCUGGCCCACAUGAGCCCACUCGACCCGGCCCCAAUCCCUGGCCAUUUCCAGCACUUCGCGACACACUCCUCCUUCCUCCGUCUCCUCUGGUUCGCCAUUCCUCAGCUAGGAAAUGACGAACAAACAAUCAGACUCCACCAUACACUCCUCUAAUCCCAACCUCCUUCCCACUGUCAGUCCAUACAAGACCGCCAUCGCCUCUGCUACCGCUGGUGGCCAUUGAGUUCUGGUUCACUUCACCGUCGCUCUACAGAAUCGGCCAUUCAUAUCACUAAUUACAACCUCAAACCCAGUUUCUUGGUCCUUAAAGAUAGUGUCAUCGAUAUUGAUCUUCAUGUAAGCCCGAAUCAGAUGCUUCCAUAGAAUCUGCUCAGUCGGAGUGGAUCUUUCCUCAGUUUGAUUGUUCUCCAGGUAAUCCUCUAGCCACCUCUCCGCACUGCUCAUAAUUUCAAACUCCUCCUUUUGUAAGGAAUGUUGAGUACGUAGUCGUGUUGGCCGAAGGACAUAUGUGUCUUUUCAUUGUCUUCGGCUGAAGCUUAAGCAUAACCCUAGGGGAUUAGUCGAAUAGGGUUAUAUAUAUAUGUAUCUUGUAAUCGGCUGCGUACUAUGAAUACAAGCUGAGAAAGCAUAACUUCUCCGUGGACGUAAGCUCAUUCACAUCGAAUGGGAAGAACCACGUAAAUCUGUGUCUCGUGUUCGUUUUACUUUACGUUAUAGGAUUAUUUCAUGGUAUCAGAGCUGGUGCUCGCAAUCUAGGUCUUCACGAUGAGCGGCGGCGGAACUGGCGAUGUUGUGAUCGGCGGCACCAAUGAAGCAGGAGCUACCAUUGUGAUUCCCGCUACGUUACGUAUCCAAGCAUCGGACAACCCUGGUCAGUUGUUUGUCGGCGAACUGUUGAAUGAUUCCAAUUAUGGGGAAUGGGUUACGGACAUGACCGAAGCCCUAAUCGCAAAGAAUAAACUGGGUAUCGUGGACGGUACUGUUGCUAAGCCUGAAGCGGCAGGAGAAUUGCAAACCGCGUGGUUGCAAUGUGACGCCCUUGUUAAGGGCUGGUUGAAAACAGCCAUGGAUAAAGAAGUGAGAAGCUCGAUCCGUUAUGCCAAGACGGCGAGAGAGAUGUGGCUGGACCUAGAGGCGCGAUUUGGAAAGGGAUCUGCACCUCGCGCGUACGAACUUCGGCAGCUGGUGAGUUCGCUGCGUCAAGAGAAACUUUCCGUGUCCACUUUCUUCACCAAGCUCCGCGCGAUAUGGGAGGAAAUGCAGACAAUCACUCCUGUUCCGCGUUGCACGUGUGGACAGUGUACAUGUGAUGUAAGCAAGCAGGUGAUGAAUAACUUGGAGAAUGAAAGGCUUUUUGACUUUCUCAUGGGACUAGGAGAUGUAUUUGGUACGGUGAAGACUCAGAUCCUGGCCAUGAAGCCGACGCCAACGCUUGCUGAAGCCUAUAGGCUUGUUGCUACUGAAGAGCAACAUAAACAGAUUGCAGCGAACCGAAGGCCAACAGUUGAUGCUGCAGCGUUCCAGGUCAAACAAGAGCGCGACGUCUUGGAGUCUGGGAAAAGAGACGAGAGGGGCAGGAGCUCUGAUCGGAAGGAACGUGUUCGAUGUAGCCACUGUCAAAAGACUGGUCACGUAAAAGAAAAUUGCUUCGACUUGAUUGGUUGGCCGGAGAAGAAGCCUCGGCAAGGAGACAGGGAACGCAGCACACGUCCAAACAACUCUCGUGCUGCUCAAUCCUCUGCCGGCGCUGGGGUAAGAAUUCCAGGCCUUAACUCGGAUCAGGUACAACAAUUGCUUCAGUUUCUCAAUGCCAAUGGCGGACAGCCCGCGUCUUCGGAGCCGCAAGUUAACAUGGCAGGUAAUAUUCUUUCCGCAUCUGAAUGGAUCAUCGAUUCGGGAUGCAAUGAGUACAUAACCAAUGAUGAGUCGUUGUUAGAGAACUCCAGUGAAGUACCAGGCUACUUACCGGUCAGUAUUCCGAAUGGGGACAGUGUAACUGUUAAGCGUGUUGGAGAUGUCAGUUUGUCGAAUGGAAUGAAGCUUAGUCGUGUAUUGAGUUUACCACUGUUCAAAUGCAAUCUUUUGUCCGUCAGCAGACUCACUCGGGACUUUGAUGUAGCAUUGACAUUCUUACGCGAUUUUUGCGUCAUCCAGGACUUACACUCCAAGAAGACGAUUGGGACGGGACAACUUCGUGAUGGGCUAUAUUACCUUCGACUCCUUGGAGCCGAGAAGUCCAGUGUCUUGGCAGCUGGUAGCAGUGACGGAGGAAUGGGGGAGCUUUGGCACUCCCGGUUGGGUCACCCAUCACCCAAGAAGACUCCUUUAUCUUUUCGUUCUAUUGAGAAUAAGAGCAAGAAUGAGACUUGCGAUUUCUGUGUACGAGCUAAAAAGACUCGGUUGCCUUUUCCUAAGAGUUCUAUAAAGACUAGUCGAUGUUUUGAGCUAAUUCAUGUGGAUAUCUGGGGUGGUUUCAAGGUCUCCACACAGAAUGUUGCUCGUUAUUUUCUCACAGUCGUUGAUGAUUUCAGUAGAGCCACCUGGAUUUAUUUGAUGAAUUAUAAGUCCGAAGUUGAGAGUUAUUUGAAAAUGUUCAUAAACAUGGCUGCAACACAGUUUGGGCAGCAGGUUGCUCGCAUUCGAGCAGACAACGGAAUGGAAUUUGAAACGACCAGUUUGCGUAGUUUCUAUGAUGAUCAUGGCAUUAUCUUGCAGACAUCAUGUAUCGACACACCUCAACAAAAUGGUGUUGUCGAGCGUAAGCAUCGUCAUUUACUGGAAACAGCUCGAGCUUUGCGGUUUCGAGCCAAUCUUCCACUACAGUUCUGGGGUGAGUGCGUACUUACUGCUACAUAUCUUAUCAAUCGUCUUCCUACUAAGGUACUUCAAAAUCGUACUCCCUAUGAAGUGUUACUUGGUCGGCAGCCUCCAUACGAUCAUCUUCGUGUCUUCGGAUGUUUGGCUUACGGGAAGGACACUCAUAAAGGUCUAUCCAAGUUCGGUGAACGGGGGAGGCGCUCUGUUUUCGUUGGGUACCCUGCGUCACAAAAGGGAUACCGUUUAUUUGAUCUUAUGACCCGUACAUUCUACACGUCACGGGAUGUGCAUUUUGUGGAGGGGAGUUUCCCCUACCAUACACCAGCAUCAUCAUUCCCAUCUCCCAUGCUUUCCGCUUCCGCACCAGUGGUUGAUGAUGAGUUGGUGGCCAAUAAUGAAGAUCAUGGGCCAAGUAUUGAGGCUACUGUCCAGCAGCCACCUGCUGCCUCCCCUGCCGACUUAAACAAGUCUGCUUCCCCAUCACUUGGCGAGUGUCCUUCACCCGUCGCUCCCGUCGAGCAGCCUGUGCAUGAAGUUCGUCGAAGUCUCCGAUCGCGACAAGUUCCUCGUCGCCUAGACAGCUAUGACGUUGAACUGCCGCCAUCCAACGUUCCCUAUCCGAUGUCCAACUUUGUAAGUUACACAGGUUUCUCCCCCCGACAUCGUAGUUUCUUGGCUGCGGUCUCCAGUCAGUCUGAACCCUCGAGCUAUCGGGAAGCUGUUCGUUAUGAAGCAUGGCGGGUUGCCAUGCAACGUGAAAUUGAUGCCUUGGUUGGCAACGGUACCUGGACUCUUGUCAGUUUACCUCCUGGUAAGCGUGUAGUCGCUUCCAAAUGGGUAUAUAAAAUUAAGUACACACCGGAUGGGAAUAUCGAGCGCUAUAAGGCUCGCUUGGUGGCGAAGGGGUUUACUCAGACCGAAGGGAUCGACUACCAGGAUACGUUCGCACCAGUGGCUAAGUUAGUUAGUGUUCGCUGUUUACUUGCUGUUGCUGCUGUUCGUGGCUGGGCUGUCCACCAGUUAGACGUGGAUAAUGCAUUUUUGCAUGGGGAUCUUCAGGAGGAGGUUUAUAUGCAGAUACCUCCCGGUUUUGCAGCUCCUGGUGACACGCGAGUAUGUCGACUUCAUAAAUCCAUCUAUGGUCUGAAGCAGGCAUCGCGAAAUUGGUAUGCAAAGUUCACCACUACCCUUACUGGUCUUGGUUUUCAGCGUUCUAAUGCUGAUUACUCCCUUUUUGUUCGUCGGAGUCACGGUACCUAUGUUGUGGCUCUAAUUUACGUCGAUGAUGUGAUCCUAGCGGGUGAUGAUUCAGUUUUCAUUCAGCAAGUUAAAGACACUUUACAUCGGCAGUUCGGCAUCAAGAACUUGGGUCCUCUCAAGUAUUUCUUGGGAAUCGAGGUUGCUCGGUCUCGUGCAGGCAUUGCCCUCAGUCAGCGUAAAUAUACGUUGGAUCUCCUCCGUGACAGUGGUUUCUCCGGCAGUCGCCCUAGUGUUUUUCCCAUUGAGCAACAUCAUUCCCUUACUCGCUCUGAUGAGAGUUCAGUUCGUGUCUCAGCCGAGGAAGCUGCAGCUUAUCGUCGUUUGGUUGGGCGCCUCCAGUAUCUCACGGUCACGCGCCCUGAUAUUGUAUAUGCUGUUAAUAUCCUCAGCCGUUAUGUGCAUGCUCCUACUGUAGCUCACGUUGCUGGUGCCGAAAGAGUUCUUUGUUACCUCAAACGUGCUCCUGGACAGGGCAUUCUCUUUCCCUCGAGUAGUUCACUUCAGUUCACAGCUUAUUGCGACGCAGACUGGGGUGGUUGUCAAUCCACUCGCCGUUCUACGUCUGGUUUCUUUGUUACUCUUGGUGGCGCUCCUGUCUCCUGGCGUACCAAGAAGCAAUCUGUAGUUGCUCGGUCAUCAGCUGAAGCCGAGUACCGUGCUAUGGUAAGCACUGUCAGUGAAGUCAUUUGGCUUCGUGCUCUUCUUGGUGUUCGUCUCACGUCUCCCACAGUUCUUUAUUGUGACAACCAGGCGACGCUUCAUAUAGCCGCUAACCCGGUUUUCCAUGAGCGCACCAAGCACGUUGAGAUGGACUGUUAUUUUGUUCGGGAUCAUGUUGCUUCCCAUGAGAUUAUGCCUCGGAAGAUCUCUUCCCAGGCACAGCUUGCCGAUCUGUUCACCAAUGGCCUUGCUGGUGAUCGUUUUCAUGAGCUUCUCUCCAAGCUGGGCAUUUGUAACCUGCAUGCCUCAGUUUGUGGGGGAGUGUAAGGAAUGUUGAGUACGUAGUCGUGUUGGCCGAAGGACAUAUGUGUCUUUUCAUUGUCUUCGGCUGAAGCUUAAGCAUAACCCUAGGGGAUUAGUCGAAUAGGGUUAUAUAUAUAUGUAUCUUGUAAUCGGCUGCGUACUAUGAAUACAAGCUGAGAAAGCAUAACUUCUCCGUGGACGUAAGCUCAUUCACAUCGAAUGGGAAGAACCACGUAAACCUGUGUCUCGUGUUCGUUUUACUUUACGUUAUAGGAUUAUUUCACCUUUUUCUUCCCAUUUCACAUCUGACUAUUCCUUUCCGCCCAAAUGAACCAAAGCGCCACCAAGAAACCCCCAAUUCGCUCCUGAGAUUUUGUCUCCUGCAGCAGGCACAUCCAAUUCUCACAAGUAAGAUCCUCACCUUUUAGAAAUAGUGUAACACCCCGACUUUGGGUUCAGGUUCGACCAAAAUACAAUAACGGUUGGGUUAACAGUUACGUACGAAGGGUUGCAACCGUGAAUUAGUAAUAAUAAUAUAAUAAAUUAUUAUUGUACAUAUAUAUAUAUAUAUAUAAUUGUACAGGGAGGGCCCACUCCCCAUCUCUCCAAACCCCAUCUAAUUCCCCAACUCACCACGUCACACCCUUCCCAACAAAGGACCCCUCCCUCUCCCUAACCAUCCGCCCAAACAGCGAAAACCCACCUGUGGCUGUUUAGCUUUACCCCACCCUCUAAUCAUGGUAUUCCACAUGUCAUUAUUAGGGUUCUCAAUCCUUGCAAACAGAGCAGCUGCAUGACAGAGUACAAACACAGUAUAAAGAUGGUCCCGACUCCCGAGCCUAUAUAAUAGGGUACUCUAGUUCGCCUUUAAGGGUACUCUAGUAUUUUAUUAGGUUUAAUCGAUUAUGGUUUAGGGUGGGAGUCUAUAUGAUGUUCUUUUGCCGUUCAAUUGAUAUAUCAAAGAAAAAUUUAUAAAACUAUCAUUAGAAUUAUCCCUCUUCUUUCAAAUAGCUCCAAAGAAUCUUAAUUCCCAAUUCCGAAUCAUCCAACUCUGUCCAAUUCUCCUCCCAAGCACAGUAAUUUCUCUUCCAUAUAGUUUAUAUUGUAGUGAGUUGCGAAUCAGAAUCCAUUUGCUGUGUUGUCAUUGUAAUCUUAAUCCAAUUACAGAUUAGCUCUUUACAUGGUAGAUUUUGGUUGCGUAACGCUUUGGGCUUUGGCCCAGUAUUACUAACGUCGUUCUAGUCCACUUAUCAUAGAAAGGGGAUGGGAUGGAGGCAGUGGCGGACCCAGAAAUUUUAUCAAGGGUAUUCAAGAAUGAAUCAAAAUCUCUAAGGAUUGUCAAAUAAUUUCAAAUCCAUAUACUACCAUCAUUGAAAUCAAAUUUUACACUAGUAAUAUAUCCAAAUUUUGCACUUAAGGUUUGUCAAUUGACAAACCACUCUUGCAAGUGGGUCCGCCACUGGAUGGAGGCAACGAGGGGCGGGCAGGGGAACGGAUGAUGAAAUGGAAAUUCGGAGACUUAAUUUAUUAAACCAAUACUUCAAUUUCAAUACAGUGGGAAUAAAUCAUUUCCCUCAACCAAAAUAUUUUCUGAUUGGGAUUAGGUGAUUGAGAUGGCAUGUUAUGAGCGGUUAAUUUUUUUGACGGAAGUAGAUGAAAGUACCAUUUUGGCAUCUUGACGUAUUUAUAUGACCAGUAGUUAGUCACCUUGCAAAUUUAGUGACCAUUUUGUUAUCAGGCUAGACUUGUGUGACCAUGUCAAUCAAUUCCUUGUACUCGUUCUCGCUACUUGGUUUGUACGUAUCAUAAAACCGCCUUUUCUUUUUUGCCCACAUAUUCGUUAAUGGACUUCGUUCUUAGGAGAUCGGCCCAUAAAAGAAUUUGUCCAUUAGCUUGGCCCAUCAUAUAUAUAUAGAGGAAACGUUUCGAACACUACUUUAGAAAAUCGCAAUUACAAUCAAUCGUUACCAAAUCAAUCCACAUUUGAACU